Molecule: messenger RNA, 4762 nt
Organism: Harmonia axyridis
Lineage: Eukaryota; Metazoa; Arthropoda; Insecta; Coleoptera; Coccinellidae
Product: phosphoribosylformylglycinamidine synthase
Exons: 9
Coding region: 416-4363 (1315 amino acids)
Biological process (GO): 'de novo' IMP biosynthetic process
Molecular function (GO): phosphoribosylformylglycinamidine synthase activity
Source: RefSeq, a predicted model, not a curated record
AAUAAUCGAAUAUUCAAAUUUCCGCAAUGAUUAACUUCACGUGCAUCUCCCACCCAACGUUUUGUAUUGCGCACUUAUAUAAAUUGAAUUUUAAAUAUUUCUUUAAUUAAUUAAUAUAUCAAUAUAAUUGUGAUGAAUAUAACUAACUUAAACGAACAAUUCUGAGAAGUCUCUAUUAAGUCUGGACGCUAAUAAAAAAUCGUCCUCACCUAACCUAACGAAGUGGUAUUGUUAUUAAUUCCAUCCAAAAGCUCAAAAUAAAUUUCAAAACUCUUAAAUAGUGAUUAUAAUAACCCUAUUUGUCAAUUUUGACCCUGUUAUCAAAUUUAUUAGAUUGUACUAAGAUGUCGAAACAAUUAUUCUGUUGUGAAUAGUCUUAUGGUCUGAACCUAAUCAUAUUAUUCUGAAUAUUGAAAUGGUUGGGUGCGGAAAGAUUCUGCGACUGUAUCAGUCAGCAUUUCCUGAAAGUAAGAAAAGUGAUCUAUUGAAAAAACUACAAGAAAAAUAUUCUUUUAUUAACGAUGUUAAUGUGGAACUGUGUUAUCACGUUGAACUCGUCAGUGAUCUAUCAGAACAAGAUUUAAAAAAAUUGAAAUGGAUCUUGAAGUCUCCUUUGGAACUGAAUGAUUUAACAAAUUCAACAAAUUUGAAAGAAAAUCAAGGAAGGCUUUUGAUUGAAAUAGGACCAAGGUUCAAUUUCUCAACCUCAAACUCAACAAAUGCGGUAUCUAUAUGCCAAAAUUUAGGAUUGUCUCAAGUUGUGAGACUAGAAGUCUCUCGAAGAUACCUUAUAAGCUAUGAUGCUGCUUCUAUGGAAAUAUCGAAGGAAAAAAAAUAUGAGAUUAGUACACUUCUACACGAUAAAAUGACUGAAUGCAUUUAUACGACAGAAAAUAUUCCAAAAACCAGUUUCAAUGAAAAAUUAGUCAAGAAGGAAAAUAUUUAUGAAGUGGAUGUUUUGAAUAUGGGAAAGAAAGCAUUACAGGCCAUAGAUGCAGAACUGGGUUUAGCUUUCGACAAAGCUGAUUUAGAUUAUUAUACGAAAUUAUUUAAAGAUGUACUUAAAAGAAACCCUACAAAUGUGGAAUGUUUUGAUUUAGCUCAAUCGAAUAGUGAACACAGCAGACAUUGGUUUUUCAAAGGAAAGAUGGUGAUAGAUGGUACCGAAUAUGAUGAGUCUCUGAUCGAUAUGAUUAUUAAAACACAAGAUUUCACCAACAAAAAUAAUGUUAUCAAGUUUAGUGACAACAGUAGUGCCAUCAAAGGAUUCUCUAAUACUUCCUUGAGGCCUGUAAAUUCUGGAAAAGUCUCUGAACUAUGUCCAACCUCGACAAACUCCCAUUUGAUAUUCACCGCAGAAACUCAUAACUUUCCUACCGGAGUAGCACCUUUUAGUGGUGCCACCACUGGAACAGGAGGAAGAAUAAGGGAUGUGCAAGGUGUUGGAAGGGGUGGCCACUGCAUUGCUGGUACUGCUGGUUAUUCUGUCGGUAAUUUGAAUAUACCUGGUUAUAACUUACCAUGGGAGGAUAACACAUUGAAGUACCCAAAUAAUUUUGCUCCGCCUUUGGAAAUUUUGGUAGAAGCUAGUAACGGAGCGUCCGAUUAUGGUAACAAAUUCGGAGAACCAUUGAUAGCUGGGUUUGUCAGAUCUUUUGGUUUGGUGGAUUGCAACAAUGAACGGAAGGAAUGGAUCAAACCAAUAAUGUUCAGUGGGGGAAUAGGAAGCAUGGAAGCCAAUAUGAUCGAUAAGCUUCCAGCCGAAAAGGGUCACCAAAUAAUUAAAAUCGGUGGGCCAGCUUACAGAAUAGGUGUUGGUGGGGGUUCAGCAAGUUCUGUCGAAGUCCAAGGAGAUAACAGCGCAGAAUUGGAUUUCAAUGCUGUGCAAAGAGGUGAUGCCGAAAUGGAACAGAAGCUCAAUCGUGUAGUUAGGGCGUGCCUCGAACUUGGCGAUAAGAAUCCAAUCGUCAGCAUUCACGAUCAAGGAGCAGGAGGCAACGGCAAUGUAUUGAAGGAACUGGUAGAACCUGCUGGUGGCAUAAUUUAUUUCGACAGGUUUGAACUGGGAGAUCCAACGAUGAAUGCCUUGGAGCUGUGGGGGGCAGAAUACCAAGAAAACAACGCGCUCUUAUGUGGUCAAAAUGAUCUCGAUAUUCUUCGUGGUAUAUGUAGAAGAGAAAGGUGUCCUAUUAAUAUUGUUGGAGAAGUUACAGACAGUGGGAAAGUUAUUUUCUCAAUGGAUGAAAAACAAAGCGUUGUACCUUUUAAUUUGGAGUUGGAUCAUGUUUUAGGUAAAAUGCCUAGGAAGGUUUUUAAUCUAACAAGGAAAGCGAAUAUCUUAAAACCUUUAGAAUUACAGCCGAGCAUUUCCAUUUAUAGAUGUUUAGAGAGAGUGCUCAGGAUUCCUUCAGUUAGCAGUAAAAGAUACCUUACCAGUAAAGUUGAUCGUUGCGUGACUGGCCUUAUUGCCCAACAACAGUGUGUAGGUCCCUUGCAUACGCCACUAGCUGACGUAGCAGUCACUGCAUUAAAUCAUUUCGGUUAUGAAGGUAUAGCUUCUUCAAUCGGAGAACAGCCUAUCAAAGGUUUAGUAAAUUGCGCAGCUGGUGCGAGAAUGACAGUUGCCGAAGCCUUGAGCAACCUUGUUUUUGCAGUCAUUACGGACAUCAAAGAUAUCAAGUGUAGUGGAAACUGGAUGUGGGCAGCCAAAUUGCCAGGAGAGGGCGCUGCCCUCUAUGACACUUGCAAAUCCAUGUGUGAUAUGAUGUGCAAGCUAGGAAUCGCAAUCGAUGGUGGUAAAGAUUCUCUCAGUAUGGCUGCAAGAGUAGAUCAAGAAGUAGUCAAAGCCCCAGGAACGUUGGUGAUUUCAACCUACGCCCCAUGUCCCGAUGUUCGAAAAGUUGUCACUCCAGAUUUAAAAGCUCCUUCUAUGUGUAAAAGCGGAAUUCUCCUCUUCGUAGAUCUUUCACACAAUCAAAAUCGCCUUGGAGGUUCCGCACUAGCCCAAACAUUCAAAGAAAUAGGUAACGAAUGCCCAGAUGUAGAAUCGGUGGAAUGUCUGUCUAACGCGUUCAAAGCUACUCAAAAAUUGAUCAAAGAUGGAGCUGUUUUGGCCGGUCAUGAUGUAAGCGAUGGGGGACUCAUUGUUUGUUUGUUGGAAAUGUGUUUUGGAGGUAUGAGCGGUAUGGAGAUCUCUAUAAAUUACCGUCAGGGUAAUGCCAUAUCUAUAUUGUUCAGUGAAGAGGUUGGUUGGGUCUUAGAGGUGUUAGAAGAUGAUGUAGAUCACUGCUUACAAAUAUUCAAGGAAAUGGAUGUCCCGGUAUUUAAUAUUGGUAAGAGUGUAGGUUACGGUAUCGACUCCAAGAUAGCCAUUAUCGUAAACAAUUCCUGUCUCGAAAGCCGCGUUUUACCUUUAAUGCAAAUGUGGGAGGAGACAAGUUAUAACCUAGAACUUCACCAAACCGCAAAAUCUUGUGCAGAAUCAGAGUACAACUCACUCGCUCUAAGAAAAGGACCCAGUUACAAACUCACGUUUGAUCCCGAUUUGGCAUUUACCAAACCGAACAAAGAAAUCAAAGUGGCAGUAAUACGAGAAGAGGGUUCUAAUGGUGACAGGGAAAUGGCAGCUGCAUUUGUGAGAGUUGGAUUUAAGGUUUGGGAUGUUACGAUGCAAGAUUUGCUGCAAGGGGACAUUGAUUUAAACGAUUUCAGAGGAGUUAUCUUUCCUGGAGGUUUCAGUUACGCAGAUGUUCUUGGAUCUGCAAAAGGAUGGGCAGCUAAUAUAUUGUUCAAUGAGAAAUUACGAAAACAAUUCGAGAAGUUUUACUCUCGAACUGAUACAUUCAGUUUAGGUGUUUGCAAUGGUUGUCAGUUGAUGGCUUUGAUAGGAUGGAUUGGAAAAUUAGAUAAUAUGCAUUUUAAACCAGAUAUUUAUUUGGACCAUAAUAAAUCAGGAAGAUUUGAAUGUCGUUGGAGUACAGUUAAGAUUGAAAAAUCGAACUCCAUUAUGCUCCGAGAUAUGGAAGAUUCAAGUUUUGGAGUAUGGGUAGCACAUGGUGAAGGAAGAUUCACUUUCAAGAAUGAUCAGAUUUAUAAUGAACUGAUUGGCAACAAGUGUGUUGCCUUGAGAUAUGUAGACGAUGAUAAUAAACCUACUGAAGAAUACCCAUUGAAUCCAAAUGGCAGCGUAGGAGGUUUAGCCGGAAUAUGUUCUGAAAACGGAAGACAUUUAGCUAUGAUGCCACAUCCAGAAAGAUGUGUUCAACCAUUCCAGUGGCCUUACAUUCCACCACAUUGGAUCAAUUACCAGAAUAGUCCGUGGGAAAAAAUGUUCAGAAAUGCAUAUUUGUGGUGCUUAGAAUAAUACACAAAAUCGUUAACAAUUUUAUAUUUUUUUACUAAAAUGUUACUAUAUUCAGCAAUUGAACUGCCUAAUUGUCUAACAAAAAAGAAGGCAAAUUUGUUAUAAAAUUUUAUCUGAAUCUGUUAAAAUUCAGAUGAUUAAUUUGGUGCUUAACCUUUUAUUUAGGGUAAUAAAAUAUAUAUGAACUCUUAAAUUAUUUAAAGGGCUAUAUCUCACAUUGGAAAAAAAAAUAAUAGAACAAGCUGUUUAUUUUUGGUGAAGGAAUUUGUUAAAUUUCACAGUCUGUGAAUUACCAUACUUUAUAUGUAAUCUCAUUGGGAGAAUAUUUUCCAAGAUAUAUAUUUUUGUAAAAUGAUAUUAGAUAUAUGAUUAAAUAAAAAAAAUAAAAUAUUGAAUUUC